Xylona heveae TC161 is the source of this 483-nucleotide messenger RNA. RefSeq lists its product as hypothetical. The transcript has 4 exons. The record is from RefSeq and is a predicted model, not a curated record. The coding region runs from base 1 to 483 and encodes 160 amino acids. NCBI's taxonomy places the organism in Eukaryota, Fungi, Ascomycota, Xylonomycetes, Xylonales, Xylonaceae. Gene Ontology annotation, biological process: endoplasmic reticulum to Golgi vesicle-mediated transport.
AUGUCCUCAAGGUUCGGACAUCAGCGCGACCCGCGCAACUCAUUAUUCGAGAGCUACAAUGCAUCCAGAAAUCCAACGCCGUCGCCUUCGGGACUCUAUGCUGAGCCUGGAUACGGAUUGAACAAUCGCGGAGCAUCCCCUGGCAGUGGCUUAGGCUACAGAUCUGCUACACCGAAUAAGAGAGGCCAAUACAGCGACGCAGUUCUCUCCGAACUCGAAAGUCAGAAUGACGAACAGCUCGAGGGCAUGGGCGCAAAGGUGAAGAUGCUCAAAGAUAUUACCGUCGCUAUUGGCCACGAAAUCAGAUCUUCUACUACCCUCGCCGACCAAAUGAAUGACUCUUUUGACAACACUCGUGUCCGACUACGCGGGACAAUGAACCGCAUGUUGAGAAUGGCUGAGUCGACUGGUGUCAGCUGGAAGGCUUGGGCAUCCUUUUUUGCCGCUGUCAUAUUCCUCUUCUGGUGGGUCUGGCUUGGAUAA